Molecule: messenger RNA, 3438 nt
Organism: Triplophysa rosa
Lineage: Eukaryota; Metazoa; Chordata; Actinopteri; Cypriniformes; Nemacheilidae
Gene: tmem184a
Product: transmembrane protein 184a
Exons: 9
Coding region: 450-1724 (424 amino acids)
Biological process (GO): transport
Cellular component (GO): early endosome membrane
Molecular function (GO): transporter activity
Source: RefSeq, a predicted model, not a curated record
UGUCGAAAGGUCACAUGACCUGGGUGUGCGCUAUUGUAGGAAAGACGGUACACCUGCCUAAUUUGAAACGUACAAACGAACCUGUUGAUGUGAAAUUAGAGUAAGUUUUUAGAUAAACCAACCCUGGAUAUACUUUAAACAAGAAGUUUAUUACGAUCAAUUAAGUUAAACUGAAGGCGGUUGACCGCGGAAUAAGAUGACCUGACUUCGAUCAGACCUGUCAAUAAAACUAGGAAGUGAGUGGGACUCGGUGUCGACGCGCGGCCAUCUCUACCCAUGUCUACAUGACUUACAUUGAUCUGUCUUUAAAGGUGAUACAUGUUGUGUAUUUGUAUAAACCUCGGUGCGAUGUACAGAGUUAAGUGAGGUUUGCGAUAAAGUCAUUUGAUUCGGGUUGCGUUUGAUCGCAGGAAGACUGAACUCACGCAGGUGUUGACACAAGUAUCAGGAUGAAUGACUCGAGUGAGGCUUUCAGUACACUGUCAGUGGAUUUGGAUAAAAACAUGAACGAUUCAGCCUCUCUGUUGUCAUACUCAAUGCUAAUGUCAAACACGACCGACAUGUCUAACCUAACAGUCAUCAGGACCGGUAAUAGGACUGAAAUCGUGGGGGAUGACCAGAUCUUCCUCAACACCGCCACUGCUCAAGCUUUGUCUGGAGUUUUCGUUUGGUCGGCGCUCCUCAUCACCUGUCACCAGAUCUACUCGCACCUGAGGUCUUACACGGUACCUAACGAGCAGCGCUACAUUAUCCGCAUCCUCUUCAUCGUCCCCAUCUUUGCGUUUGACUCCUGGCUCAGCUUGCUGCUCAUCAGUAAUGACCAGUAUUACGUCUAUUUCGACUCUGUUCGAGACUGCUAUGAAGCAUUUGUCAUCUACAACUUCCUGAGCCUGUCUUUUGAGUAUCUUGGAGGAGAGAGCGCCAUCAUGUCGGAAAUAAGAGGGAAGUCCAUUGAGUCCAGUUGUCUAUAUGGCACGUGCUGCCUUGUAGGAAUGAGUUACUCCAUUGGCUUCCUGAGGUUCUGCAAACAGGCCACGCUGCAGUUCUGUGUGGUGAAACCCAUCAUGGCCGUCAUCACCAUCCUCCUCCAGGCUUUCGGCAAAUAUCACGAUGGAGAUUUUAAUGUAACAGGAGGUUACCUCUACAUCACCAUCGUCUACAACAUCUCUGUCAGUUUGGCUCUCUACGCCCUUUUCCUCUUCUACUUCACCACCAGUGACCUGUUGAGAGCUUAUGAACCUGUGCUCAAGUUCCUCACCAUCAAGUCUGUUAUUUUCCUGUCGUUCUGGCAAGGUAUGGUUUUGGCUAUUCUGGAACGUUGUGGCGUGAUCCCUGAAGCUCUGUUGAUAGAUGGACACAAGGUGGGUGCUGGCACAGUGGCGGCCGGCUGGCAGAACUUCAUCAUCUGCAUUGAAAUGUUCUUUGCCGCCAUCGCCCUCCGCUACGCCUUUACCUCCAGCGUGUACCAGGAGAAGAAGAGUCAAGAACCAGAGAACGUAGCACCCAUGCACAGCAUCUCCAGCGGCCUGAAGGAAACCAUAAACCCUGGUGACAUGGUCCAGGACGCAAUACAUAACUUCUCACCGGCAUAUCAACAGUACACCCAGCAGUCCACCCAGGAAGUCGUGCAGCCCAACGUGAACGGCAAAGCAGGAGUCAGCACCACAAAGAGUUCAAAAAAAUCGGACAAAGUGAUGCUGAUCGACACAGAUGAUGAGUUCUAGUUCUUCAUCAAUCCUGAGCUCUAUAUUUAAUCCCAAAAGCCAAACAUGACUCAUUUUGACUGAAAAAAAGACAUUAAUAAUGUAAAUCUGCUAAUGAUUCUUUAAAAAAAAGAGCUCGGAAUGAACGCUUUCUGGAACGGUUAAUUUCUCACUCUCUGCUCAUUGUUUUGGAUCUCCGAUGUACCCCCAGAUGAUCUUGCCCUGUAAUGGUCGUUGUAAUGGCGCUGUAAUGGCGUCCCUUCUCAUUCAAAACCAUUCUUAUGAUGCAUGCCUGAUAAAAGUGAGGCAUCAGGAGCCGUUCAGACGGCAUAAAUCUGGGACUGGCAAUUUCGAAAGCCGUUAUUGCGUCUGCCCGUUUGAAGUAUUUGCUCAGCAGCCCUUUGCUGGGUCUCAAGACGAAUCGAACCGGCUUUCACAGACUUUGGAACUUGCACUUCAAAAUGUUGUCUGCGGCUCUUUGAAUGCUUUGUAUCAGUCGUGCCAUGCAGACGUCGAUUGAUUUGGAGACUCAUUCAUUCAAGCCUUCGAAGUUUGCAGGAUCUGAUGCAAAAAAAGGCGAUACUGCUGUCAUCGUGUAUUUAAAUUGCAAAUAAAUCGUAUUCAGCCAUUGGAUGGUUAAAGCUUUAAUUUAUGACGUUGGGUUUUAAUUGUAUAGGUUUUAAAGGGGAACGUUAAUGUUAAAUUAUGUUUGGUUAUCGACUGUUAAAAAAAUUAAAGGGCAUUUUUAUAUUAGCCACAUUAUGUGAUAAGCUACCUUACGAUAUGUUUCUCUAUACAAUAUUUUGGUGUUUUCACAUCAUUUAGUGGUUGAAACCAUUAAUAUACCAUCAAAGUUAUGUAUUUAGUCAAGUAUCACACAGAGUUAUUGAAAAGUAGGGAUGUAACGAUUCACGAUUCUGAUCUCACGAUGCGAUUUAUUCACGAUUUAUUUUUACAAAAUGAGUUGAAACAAAUUAGAAAUGAACAACUUCCCUUUGCAUUAUUUCUUAAAUGCUUCACGUUUCUUUGUAUAAUAAAAUUGUUUUAUUUCAAAUAACAAAACUAAACUGCAAUUUUAUAACAAAUUAAUAAUAGAAAAAGUCUCUUUAAUAUAAACAAACUAAUACUGUCUGUGCUUUUCUUGGAAUUUUUUGCAUUUAAGAAAUAUCAGCAUGUCCACGUUUAGGUUUGCAGUGAACAUGGCGGCCCCUGCUGUUCAGAAAAUGUAUUGCGAUUCAGUUCACACCUCAACCGAUUUGAAUCGUCACACAUUAUAAUCUAUUUUCAACCGGCUCACGGUGAAUGUUACAUCCCUAUUGAAAAGUGUAUAUAUAUUUACUACUUGCACAACGUGUAAAGUCUUUUUCAGUCCUUCAAAAAAAUGUAAUGGGUUCUAAAAUUUGAAGAUGACUUCUGGAUUGUGGUUGAAUACGAAAUUGUUUUCAUGAUGCUGAUAUUCUUUUGAUAUCUGUAAGGAUCUUGUUGCUCUCUUCAAAGUCCGCUAAUCUAUGAAGGAGCCAUGUAUAUCCCCUAUUGAAGCAAUAUUAGAAGGUGGCAUUAAGUGACUCCUCAAUCUAACAAGUAAGACUUGUGCCAAUGAUUGCUGCCUUAUAAAUGUGGAGGAAGGAAAUGAUGUAAUAACAUCUACUUUGUACUGUAUGUCCUGACCUGUCAUCUGUCAAAAUAUAAUGCGUCUAUAUAUAUAUAUAUAUAUAUAUAACUGAACAUUAUAACU